AGUUGCCUCUGAUAAGAUUCAAACUCCCAACCUUUGGGAUGUUAGACAUUCGCAUGAUACACCCACCGAUCCACCCCCACGUUCGCAUUAUAGGCCCACCCAUCCACCCCCACGUUCGCAUUAUAGGCCCACCCAUCCACCCCCACCUAACCAUACCAAAUGUAACAUAUUAUACUAAUUUGCAUGUCCUGGAUUUAUGUUUACUCUGUUAUUUAUAGUCUAUGAGACCAGGGGGUGUGGAUUAGGCGACACCAUUUCCAAGGGGAGUCUGCAAUGGGAAACCCCCCCAAUAAAAUUACAUGUAUAAAAUAUCAAGAUGGGCAAAGGACAGAAGCUUAUUUGUCUCAAUGUUUCUACAAGAAAAUAACUACCUGUAAUUUCUCAAAACAAAACAGAUAAUGACUACAUUCGCGCUUUGGAUAGUAUUGCUGCCUACUGCAGCGUUGAAAUUUGUCGUAAACCUCACACCGAAGGGUCCUAUGGCUCGAGUCGGCGACAGUCUGGUGCUGACGUGCAACGCCAGUGGUUGCGCCGACGCUGUUACGUUCACCUGGGGUACAUUGCUUGACCAACCGCUCUACGGUAAAACGGAGACCAACGGGCCAGUGUCCCUGCAAAUAUUUAACCCCGUGGGAGUUCGGCACAUCAACAAGGUCGUCUGUAAGGCCACAUGCAGAACCAAAGGAGAAAAAGCUCAAACGUCUACUGAGGUGAAAGUCUAUGCCUUUCCAAAGGAUCCCACCAUAUCAAGAACUGACCUUCUGACCGAGGGUCAGGAGAGUAACCUCACCUGUACAGUUCCAGAUGUGUACCCAGCUGACCGUCUAAUCAUCGAGUGGCUACUGGGAGAUGUUCUCUUCAAACAGGACGAACAUCUGGAAGUCCAGACGGCCACCUCAGUGUUUAAAUACAGACCGACAGCCCAGAACAAUGGACAGAAUGUUACCUGCAGAGCCACGCUGGACAUUGAGAUUGACCAGAGAACCAGAGAGACUGUCGCAUCAAUGACAGUUCAAUAUUCCCCCAGAAAUAUCAGUAUCUCAGAGAACACUCAGGUGAAUAUCGGAGACAGUUUUACACUGACGUGUCGUGCUGAGGGGAACCCUGAACCUUCAGUGUUGUGGAGAAGACUGGACCAAGAUGGCCACUCAGUCGUGGCAGGAAAGGGUGCGACCGUAUUGGUGGAAGAGGCGACAUGGUCCCACGGUGGAGAGUAUGAAUGCAUGGCCCACAACGUCAUAGGAAACCGUACAGCUCACAUGACUGUUAAUGUUCAAGGUCCUCCAGAGAAGCCUGUUCUUUAUCUGAGCCCAUCUGGUGAGCUGAAAGCGGGGGACAGUGUGACCAUUACCUGCCAAUCAGAGAGCGGGCCGCAGGGGCGUGUGGCACUACGCCAGGUGACCGGCAGUCAGGGGGCGGAGCUACAGUCCAACCAGGGCCACACCUCCAUCACUGUCCAAUUGCUGACAGCUAGAGACUCGGGACUGUACGAAUGUCAGGCUACCAAUCCCUAUGGGAAACAGACAUCUUCCAUCAACGUCACAGUCAGAGAUGAGCUUUAUACAGAGAACCAGAGAACCAGUAAGAUUGUUGCAUCAAUGACAGUUCAAUCACCGCCCACAAACCUGUCUGUGGAGGUGUUCCCGUCUGCUGAGUUUGAGGAGGGGCAGAAUGUGACCAUCUGGAGCCAGGCUGUGGGGGUCCCCGCCCCCUUGGCCACCCUGAUGAGGCUGCGGGACGGGGUGGAGCUGCACUCCUCCGACGGGACCUUCCACCUGGUCCACCUGGGCCCGGAGCAUGCAGGGCUCUACCUGCUCAACGUCACCAAUGUAGUGGGACACCAGAGCCUCAGCUUCAGCCUCAGCAUCCAGGAUAAAUCCGCCAGUCCAAAGACCGUCAUCAUACCUGCCGUGUGCUCCGUUUCCAUCGUGACCGCGGCAAUGAUUAUGAUACAGUUCCUGAGGAGAGCAAGCAAGACAAGUUCAUAUGAACUUGCAAGGACAGUUUAGACCCCCCCCCCCGUGGAGGGAAGAAAGAUGGUCUCACCCUCAGUUUGCAAUUGAGCACUGGAACAUCCACUUCUAGCAGAGGGGGUGUUUUCCUCUGAGAGGCAGACAGAGCUGUGCUUUCGGCAGUGAGAGACUGUAUUCCUGGCAGCUAUUGGUCAAGUGAAGCUCAAACACACGCACUGAAAUCAUGGUCUAGAUUAAAUCUGUUUCGUUGAAGUUCAGCGCUAUAGCGCGAUUGAAAUGUUAAGGUUUUUUACGAUUGAGCCGACAUAUGCAGCGUUUACCGUGAAUGCAGUCUCCGCGAACGCGGGAACAUUGCCUUUAAAUUUAAAUCGCACUAUAGCGAUGAACUUCCGCGAUACGGAUUGUAUCGAGACCCAUGUGAUUUGUUUAUGUGUAUUCUCUACUGGCGGAUGUACAAAGCCAUGAACAUAACUGAUGAUUCCACAGAUUAUGACUUAUAUCAUCUGAUAAUACUUUAUUAGUCAACCACCAGCUCGGGGCAUUGUGUCUCUGCAGCUCUUUCACUGGAGUUUAUAUUAUUGCUGCACAUACUGAUUUGUUUAAGUUCUGAUGAGGGGGUCCAGAGUAUUAUGUAAUGUUUUUUAUGUGAAUCAGUAAUGAUGAAUCAAUAUGUUUUGUACAGAUUUAUUUUAAUAAAGAUGACAAUGAAAGGUUUGUUUGAAAAGACACUCACAGUGAUUUAGAUAAGAGUUGGAGAACGGGGAAGGAGCAAUGAAAAGUGUCAUUCUGCCAAACAGCAAAACAACAGAGCACACGAAGACAAAAUAGACCUGACUGAGGAUAUGGUCACUCCACAUCAAAGAAACCAUCUCAGAAACAAUGGGACUCAAAUACACUCUCAUGGUCUGCCAACUCUUCUGGGAAGUGUGAGACUAAUCUUCCAUUUUUUUUUUUUUUUCCAAAUCAAAUCUUAUUUGCCACAUGCGCCAAAUACAACAGGUGUACACC
This is a messenger RNA of Coregonus clupeaformis (lake whitefish), 2981 nucleotides long. It is a transcript of the gene vcam1a, whose product is annotated as vascular cell adhesion molecule 1a. Gene Ontology annotation, cellular component: membrane. The record is from RefSeq and is a predicted model, not a curated record. The transcript is spliced from 7 exons. Gene Ontology annotation, biological process: cell-cell adhesion. NCBI's taxonomy places the organism in Eukaryota, Metazoa, Chordata, Actinopteri, Salmoniformes, Salmonidae. Gene Ontology annotation, molecular function: integrin binding. Bases 399 to 2009 code for a protein of 536 amino acids.